Messenger RNA from Acomys russatus (golden spiny mouse), 1107 nucleotides. RefSeq names its product intraflagellar transport 22 (gene Ift22). Gene Ontology annotation, cellular component: endomembrane system. The record is from RefSeq and is a predicted model, not a curated record. Gene Ontology annotation, biological process: intracellular protein transport. The coding region runs from base 122 to 679 and encodes 185 amino acids. The transcript has 5 exons. Gene Ontology annotation, molecular function: GTPase activity. Lineage: Eukaryota; Metazoa; Chordata; Mammalia; Rodentia; Muridae.
CCCGGUCGCCGUGGAAACCGGUCAGCCAAUCAGAGCGUGCGGCCCGUACUGGCUGACGCGUCCGGGGAAUCUCAGCGUGCUUUGCCGCUGGGCUUCGGUGCGUUCUCGGUAACGGAGAGCGAUGCUGAAGGCCAAGAUCCUCUUCGUGGGCCCCUGCGAGAGUGGCAAAACGGUUUUGGCCAACUUUCUGACUGAAUCCUCAGACAUCACUGAAUACAACCCAACACAAGGUGUGAGGAUCCUAGAGUUUGAGAACCCACAUGUCACCAGCAACAACAAAGGCACGGGCUGCGAGUUCGAGCUGUGGGACUGUGGUGGUGACUCUAAGUUUGAGUCCUGCUGGCCAGCCCUGAUGAAGGAUGCUCAUGGAGUGGUGAUUGUCUUCAAUGCUGACAUCCCAAGUCACCUCAAGGAAAUUGAAAUGUGGUAUUCCUGCUUUGUCCAGCAGCAGUUCCUCCAAGACAGUCACUGUAUGCUUGUGGCCCACCACAAACCAGGCUCUGGAGGAGACAAGGGCAGCCUGGCUUUGUCUCCCCCCUUGAACAAGCUGAAGCUGGUGCACUCUAACCUGGAGGAAGACCCCGAGGAGGUCCGGGAGGAAUUCAUCAAGUAUUUGAAAAGCAUCAUCAACUCCAUGUCGGAGAGCAGAGACCGUGAAGAGAUGCUCAUCAUCACUUAGAGGGUCCGUGUGCCGCCUCCUCCCAAAGGACGCCUGCCCCCAGCUGCCGACACGCCCUUCUCCUUGUGGCUGUACAAGUGUUCCUUAUGUGCUGCUAGCAGGUACCAGGGAGAGUCAGGUGUGGUGGCACCUGCCUAUGAUCCCAGCCCUCCCGAGGCUGAGGGAGGAGGGUUGAGAGUUCAGGGCCAGCCUGGGCUACAUAAGGAAUCUUUAUCUCAACCCUUCUCCAGAAGCAAAAAGUUUCCCUGCUUGCCUGUCCCGGCUGUCCCACCAUAAACAUAGCUUUCCAGCAGCCUCCUUAGUGCUGUAUUUUCAGGUUGAGCUGGGUUUUUGCUUGUUAAUGGAAUGCAGGGGUCCAAAGCAGAGAGGUGACGUGCUCUCUGGUGUCUCCAAUGCAGAAAGGUUAUGGUGUUUCUUAUGGAGAACAC